AGAAACAACUCGAUGGAUGUCAGUUUGUCGAGAUCGAUUGCAUCUAUAAUUGCAGGAACCAUCAGCAGCGAAGGUACAUCCCAUUCCACCAAGUUAAAGAUUGCCUCAGACGACCAAUCAGUUGUGAGCAUUGCUAUGACUACAAAUCUACCUAUGAUGAUGUCACCAACAACCACUGGCCUGUGUGUGGGUCCUUCCCUGUCCCCUGCCCUAACCAGUGUGGUUCAACUAUCCAACGUCAGAAUAUAGACAGCCAUGUUGCCGAUGAGUGCCCCCUGACCACCAUCCACUGUGACUUCCACCACGUAGGCUGUGCUGUGAAACUCUCUCGACAAGACAUGCCAGAACACCUGAGAGAGAAUCUACUCACACACAUCUCUCUAUUGGCCACCAGUCAUGACAAGCAACAAGCUGAGAUUACACAACAAAGAGGAGAAGAAAUCACCAGUUUGAAAGCUAAAGUUAAAACUGAUCUGGAGCGAAUGCAACAACUGCUCACGACAGCACCACCUCCCAUCGUGAACUCUAGACCUCUUGGUCUCCCUGUCCUUACAAUGACUGAAUUUCAACGGUACAAGAGAACUAACAACCGCUGGUUCUCCCCUCCAGUCUACAUCCACCAUCAAGGAUACAAGAUCUGUCUCAGAGUGAAUGCUAACGGCUUCGCCAGAUGCAAAGGAACACACGUCUCAGUGUGGGUCCUCUUCAUGAGAGGAGAGUUUAACGAUUCUCUGAAAUGGCCAUUUUGUGGUGUGAUUUCAUUUCAAUUACUGGACCAGGUCAAUAACGACCAUAAAACAGGCACAAACAUCUAUGACGAUAAAACAUCUAACAAGAACUGUACCAGAGUGACAGAGGGAGAGAGAUCAGAAGGGCGAGGAAAUGGAAUGUUCAUUGUUCACACUGAACUGGAGCCCAGGUAUUUACAAAACGACACCCUUCUCUUCCAAAUACACAAAGUAGAACUGAAGUAG
Molecule: messenger RNA, 974 nt
Organism: Halichondria panicea
Lineage: Eukaryota; Metazoa; Porifera; Demospongiae; Suberitida; Halichondriidae
Product: TNF receptor-associated factor 5-like
Exons: 1
Coding region: 339-974 (211 amino acids)
Molecular function (GO): protein binding
Source: RefSeq, a predicted model, not a curated record